This is a messenger RNA of Dracunculus medinensis (Guinea worm), 1272 nucleotides long. Lineage: Eukaryota; Metazoa; Nematoda; Chromadorea; Rhabditida; Dracunculidae. The record is from the annotation of a GenBank genome assembly.
AUGUCAUCUUUAAGCUUACCUACUAUUCGUCGUCGGCGAAAUUAUGUACAAAAAUUUAUUGAAAAUAUUGACUCAUUUAAUAAAGCAACCGACGAAGUGCUUGAAGAAAAGAAGACUACCGGUGGAAUCAUUUCUGGAAUCAGUUUCAUCAUUAUUGUAAUCCUUAUUUUCAUGCAGUUAAAUGCUUAUAUUUUUGGUGAAGAUGAUUAUAAUUACAAAUUUUCUAUCGACACAAAUUUCAGUGAUCACCCAUAUUUGGAAUUGGACAUGGUUGUCGCAACUAGUUGUUCUAAUCUUAUAGCUCAUUUCUACGGUUCUUUAUCUGAACAAUUCACUGUUGGACCAACAUUAAAAAAGGAUCCAACUCGUUUUGAUUUUACAGAAAAAGAACUUUAUUAUUGGGAAGAAUUGAAAAAAGUGCAUAGACAGAUAAGAUCAGAUAGUGGCACGCAUUUUAAUCGCCUCGAAAAGAUGGCAUUUGUGAGCCAAGCAGUUGAAGAAGGUUUAAAAUCAGAAGCUGACGGUAAAUUAUUAGAUCAGAAACGAAAAAAUAAGAAAAAAAAAGCCAUUCAUCAUUUUGAAGAAAACGCAGCUAUAUUUUUCGUCAGUAACGGCAUUAAUGUUCUUCAUAUUGUCGCAAGUGGCUCGCAGAAUAUGGAUUCAAAAGCGUGCCGAAUUCAUGGGCGUGUGCAAGUUAAUAAAAUUAAAGGCGACAAUAUAGUUGUUUCAUUGGGGAGCGAAAUUGGAAUCGAGAAUUUGUUGGCUCAAUUUUCCGGAAUACCUUUCGAAGGUAAUACAUCUCAUCGAAUUGAACGCCUCAAUUUUGGACCGCGUAUUUUUGGUGCAAUAACCCCGCUUGCAGGCACAGAACAAAUUUCUCUCUCAGGAAAAGAAGAGUAUCAUUAUUUCUUAAAUAUUGUGCCUACGAAAAUAUAUCACAAUGGUAUUUUUGGUGGUCAUACUUUAGUAUACCAAUAUUCAGUAACUUUUACGAAGAAAGUUCCCAAAAAUACACCAGAUUCACAUACUCAUGCUGGUAUUACUAUACAUUAUGAUUUUGCUCCCACUGUUAUUGAAGUUCGUCGUGUAAGAAUGUCCAUUUUGCAAUUGGUCUUCCGUAUUUGUUCUGCAGUUGGCGGAAUUUUUGCCACAAGCUCUCUGCUAAAUGGAUUGAUUGUAUAUAUUUGUGAUACAUACAGAAAAUUUAUCGUAUCUGGAGCCGAUUUGCUCAAAACGACUAAGCGUAGGGAAAAUUUGAUCUUUAGCAUGUAA